Dendrobium catenatum is the source of this 887-nucleotide messenger RNA. RefSeq names its product CASP-like protein 1E1. The transcript has 3 exons. Bases 101 to 772 code for a protein of 223 amino acids. The record is from RefSeq and is a predicted model, not a curated record. NCBI's taxonomy places the organism in Eukaryota, Viridiplantae, Streptophyta, Magnoliopsida, Asparagales, Orchidaceae.
CCCCAAUUCCCCCCUCGUUAAGAAAUCAAUCUCUUAAAGGCUUAAAGCCCUUCGAUGCCACAAACAAAUUCCGUAAUUCCAAAUCCUCUCUCCUUCCUCGAUGGACUAUCAGCUGAAAGCCGGAUCGGAAUUCAGUUCCGUAGAUCCUCCAGUUGUUGCCCCGCCGCCGACUAGGCGCUUGCAUAUCGAUGGCGUCGACGGCCUGCCGCCAUCGAGGGCGAUGGAGAUCACCGGAAACGUUCUCCGUGGCGUGGCGGCGGUUUUGACGUUCGUGGCUGCGAUUGUGAUGGGCACGGCAGCGCAGACCAAGAGGGUGGUGGUUAUCGACGAUAGCGGAUCGCCGGUGACUCUCGCCGGAACGGCCAAGUCCCACUAUUCUUCUGCUCUUGUAUAUUUCAUAGUGAUCAAUGUGCUCACACUGGUUUACUCUUUAGCAACCAUAAUACUCUAUCAUGCUUCGAAGAAGGCAGCCAUGGCCGGCAUAUAUUUGCCAUUGACGAUCACCGACUUGCUUACAAUGAUAUUUCUGGUUUCCUGCAACGGUGCAGCUUCAGCAAUAAGUGUUGUGGCUGAAAACGGAAAUCGACAUUUUGGGUGGGAUAAAAUUUGUGUUUCUGUACGUCAAUAUUGCGCGCAGAUAAGAAGGGGAAGUGGUUGUGCUCGAACUCAUAGCGCACUGGUUAGAUACAAAUUUGAGAAUUCUGAUGAGUCGUGUUUGAGCGAUGAUGCUACCGAGAGAAAAGGGGGAGUGAUUAUUUACCUUUUUUGUUGAUUUGAUGAAAUAUAUGGAGUAUAGAAAGCAAAGGAUGAUUGAUAGAAUCUAUAGUUAUAAUUAUUGUAGGCUUGCUUUUGUAGAAGUGGUUUGAAUGAAAUGUUAUUGAUUAAUA